CCUUUCUUCGGCGGGGAGGACCGUACCGAGAGCGAGAGGCGCGUGGAGAACAACACGGAGAGCUCAGUGCUGACGCUUGCGUCUUCGGACACGUGGUGGAGGCUGGCUUUGCCACGUGACGCGAGCAGAGAGCAUCCGUAUUGUAAACCGGCCGGGACGAUCAAGAAUACGACGAGGACGCUGGUGUGUGUGGCGGAGAUGGAUGUGCUGAUGGAUAGGGCGAUGGAGAUGUGCGAUAGUACUGAUGAGAAAAUGAUCAAGCGCGUGGUGUACGAAGGCGUUGGCCAUGCGUUUCAGAUUCUUGAUGAGUCUCCGCUUGCUCAAACGAUGGCUCUUCAAAUGUUGUGCGACAUAGACGCUUUCAUCCACCACUCUUAA
Molecule: messenger RNA, 378 nt
Organism: Raphanus sativus (radish)
Lineage: Eukaryota; Viridiplantae; Streptophyta; Magnoliopsida; Brassicales; Brassicaceae
Product: probable carboxylesterase 6
Exons: 1
Molecular function (GO): hydrolase activity
Source: RefSeq, a predicted model, not a curated record